AUGAGUAGCUCCGUUCCCCACCUCCAUCCCCGCAACGCAGAGUCCGGACAUGCUACGGGAAGUGGGCUGGAAAGGCUGACACAAACAUCUUCAAGGCAGGAAGAAGCGGUCGAAGGAGCGACCAAACAAACGUAAAAACUCGCGCAAGAAAGCGCCACCCUCCCAGCCGAAUCCUUCGGAAGCCGGCCCUUCAACCGCCGCAUCCUCGUCCGUUCAGGAAAACUUUGCGCCGUCAGCCAUUGGCGCGCGACUAGAGCACAGAAGUCCAGACGACCAUCCUGGCAUCGCGCAGGAGGGGAACUAUGUGCUCUCGACUCCUCAGGAUUCGAGGCCGCGGAUAUUAGCCCCCCAAGCGCUGCCUGUCCUUCCCCGUACAGUAAGAACCCCACGGGCCACCGUGACAAUCUGGGUAAAAGGGUGCUAAUCAACGCUAUCUCCAGCUCGUCGACGGGAUAUGGUACAUCCACACCCCGAACUCGCUCCCGGAACCAUUCCACGUGUGUUUACCCUCUCGAUUUCUCCAAUGAUAAUGAAAAACGGUCGCGUGUUUCUCGUCUGGUCUAAUAAGUGGAGGUGUUGAUAUUAGCAAGGGUAUCUGACCUGGGCAAACGCUGAGCGGGGCGCUUCCCUCGGAUUGACCCCACGACAUCCUGGAGCAGCUCGGUGGAACAAUCGCACCCUCAGAUUCUGGCGACUGGCGACGGAUUUCAAUAGAUUCUCCGAUGAUGAGCCGGAGACUUGCACGAACAGUAAGUCGACGGCCGACAAUCUCUCCCCCCCCCCCGGCCUGAGGAUAUCCGCGCCUUGAGAGCCCUACUGACUGGUUCGGUUGGUUAAUUGCAGGCACUCGCGCAGCUAUCGAUGCCCGGAACGAGAGCUUCAGCGCUGGGGAUCAGCGAGCCUCUCCGGAGCCCACCUUCAGCCAUCCGAUCCCUCAACGACCCUACACCGCACCGCCGCAUUACCGCGACUACAUCCCCUAAAACUGGUAGGCGUGACGUCGUGGAAUGCCGCAGUCAACAUACGGCAGUGGAAAAGUCAGUGGUCAAUUUUUCAAUUUUUUAUUUUCAUUUUCCCAUUUUCCACUUCUUUGCUUUUUGUCGCGUUUCGCAUUUCGUUAUAUCGAUAUAGAGAAGUAAGAAGUAAGAAAAAAAAAAAGAAAAAGAAAAAAAAAGCUUCUACAGUAAUGGGUUUUUUCAUGACCGGGCGAGUUCACACGAUUACAUCCGCACGGAAUGUAACGACAACGCCGCCAAGGUCUAUCUAUCCACAGUAUGAUGUAUUUCUCUCAACUUGUAUGUUGUUGUUUUUUUUGGUUUUUGUAUGGUUUUCAUUUUCCUCAUACCCACCGAAGAGCAUGUACCGGUAUCGUAAAAAUAAAAAAAAAGUCCAUAGCACCCGAGGUGAAAAGGGAAGUUCAACCUAAUGUCAGCAUUUUCUAAACUCCCGUGUUUUUUUUUCUUUUUUUUUCUUCUUCCUUUUCUUUCUUUUCUUUACAUACCACGCCUUAUUCUCAGCCAAGUUAUGAUACCUCGUCUACAUACAAUAGAAUGCCGGAUCAAUCUCCUUUC
Messenger RNA from Tuber aestivum (summer truffle), 1571 nucleotides. The record is from the annotation of a GenBank genome assembly. Lineage: Eukaryota; Fungi; Ascomycota; Pezizomycetes; Pezizales; Tuberaceae.